AUGAGUUAUCAACAACCGGACAUGUAUCACGAUCCUUCCGCGCGUUCCCCUGGCUCCCAGCGGCAUCAACAACCCCUCCACCGCCAGCCCUCACGCCAGUUUGAUGCUUAUGGUGCUAUGCCUGUAAACCUGUAUGAAGAUCAGAUGGCUCGCUACGAGUCGGCUAGGUUGGAGCGGUUAAACCCACCCAUGCAGAACAACAACUCCUACUCCUACGAUCUGUCCGGUUCGCAGACCUGGAACCCAAAUGGCUUUGCCAACGCUCAAACCCUUGGUGGCAUUCGGUCGGCUUCCGCCAGUCUGAAGCCUGCUGCUCGAGGACGCACCGCCUUGCCUACGACCUGGCUUGAUCAGCAACCGGGAAUGCCCAGUGCCUUCUCCAACCUAGGCCCCGGUCCUAUCCAGAGCAGCGCGAUGCGCCCGGAAGCAUCGGCUUCAUCCGAGGGCGAUGACGAACUCAUCCCGACUGCGAUCGUCAUCAAGAACAUCCCAUUUGCCGUGAAGAAGGAACAGUUGGUGCAGCUGAUGACCGAGUUGAACCUGCCCUUGCCCUAUGCCUUCAACUACCACUUUGAUAAUGGGGUGUUCCGUGGUCUGGCCUUUGCCAACUUCACUUCCGCUGAGGAGACCGCCACCGUGAUCGACGUGCUGAACCACUUUGAACUCCAGGGCCGGAAAUUGCGGGUCGAGUACAAGAAGAUGCUGCCGCUGCAGGAACGAGAGCGGAUCGAACGGGAAAAGCGGGAGCGUCGCGGUCAGCUGGAGGAGCAGCACCGACCUAUGCCCUCCCAACUGCAUACCCAGAGCUCUAUGACUUCGUUGAACUCGCACAUUCCAGCCACUUCACCUUCGCCUGUGUCGCAGCGUGGUGGUGCUGGCCAUGGCCAGAAACUUGACGUCGACUUGAAUGAUGGCCAGACUCUUCAAUACUACUCCCAGCUCCUCUUAUUUAAGGAAGAUACUACCCGCGACUCCGUGUUGUUCCCCUCCAACCUGACUCCUUCCCAACGACGCACGGUUCACACCCUGGCUCAUAACAUGGGGUUGGCCCAUGCCUCCCGCGGAAGUGGAGAUCAACGCCAGGUCCAGGUACUGAAAGUCGCUGCUGGCACCAAUGUGAGCCCACCGUUGCAGCCUAUUCCUCCCGCCGGACAGUCCGACAGCUCUCGCCGCGGACUGAACCGUGCCGCGACCAUUGAUUUUAGUGAGGCUCGCAACGAAGCCGGCCCCGGAGCCUUUAACACCCUUCGUGGGCAGACUUCGGGUUUCCUUGGGGUGUUGGAUUCCCCCGGCAACUUUGCCAAUACCCAAAACCUCCGUGCCGCCAAGUCCUUCGCCGACUUGCGCUCUUACACCCCUUCCCCCGUCCCUUCCUCCGCUAGCUUCCCCGCCGCGUUGCAGUCCAACGGCACUCGCCUCCAGUACGAAGGCGCCCCCACCGGCGCCUCCAACACCCCCACUCUCACCUCCGCGCCCUCCGGUUCCUCUCUCGGCAUGCAGCGUGACGAUAACCUGUUGGUCAACAGCCUGGGCGGCCUUUCACUGGGCACGGGCAUUGGAGGCCCCAACUCAAGCCCCAGACGAUUGCGUGGUAUGUUCUCCUGGGACCAGGACAGCCAGCCUACAACGGGCGCCAUUGGUAGCAACCGUGGAAUGGGAGUCGGAUUUGACACCGCUCAGCAGGAGCGCAUGCCGAUUCGCCAGCCUCGUGGACCGACCCCCGAGAAGCCCGGUUUCCGCCGCCAAGGACACCAAGCUCGCGGCAGUGAUGAGCUACGCGCCAGCUCCGGCGUCGAGAUCAUCGUGGAGUAA
Messenger RNA from Penicillium longicatenatum, 1812 nucleotides. RefSeq lists its product as uncharacterized. Gene Ontology annotation, cellular component: cytoplasm; nucleus. The transcript has 3 exons. NCBI's taxonomy places the organism in Eukaryota, Fungi, Ascomycota, Eurotiomycetes, Eurotiales, Aspergillaceae. Bases 1 to 1812 code for a protein of 603 amino acids. Gene Ontology annotation, molecular function: mRNA binding. The record is from RefSeq and is a predicted model, not a curated record.